AUGGCGCAAGCAAUGUCACUCGCGUCGGGGUUGUCGCUUGUUUCAGCUCCUCGUGUUUCCCUGCAGAGCUCCGUUGCUUUGCGAUCGGCUUACUCCGUUCAUGUGCCUUCCGUCACCGCCACCCGCAUCCACAGCGAUACUAAGCGGCGCGCAGUGACGUGUCAAGCCGUGGUCGUGGCUGCUGCUGACGGCGCACCUGCCCCACCUGCGUUUGGCAAGGGCAACAUUGUGCGGGUGGACAAGGAGAAGUACCUCAGCAGCGUGGAGUUCAAGGCAGUGGACCAUCCGCCCUUCUUCACGGGUCUGGACUACAUUUACCAGGCCAGAGGCGAGAUCUUGGACCUCAAGGAAUUCAGCGGCAACCAGUAUGCACUGCUUUCUUGGGCUGGAGUGCCUACCCCCCCUGCCUGGCUUCCCACCAGUAUGCUCAUCAAGGAAGCAGUCGACUGUAAGGCGGAGACAAAGAGUGGGACGUUUAUUGUUGGCAUCCUGCAGCCGAUCAUCGGGAAGAUUGGGCCGCAGCACAUCGUCGCGAUUUGCAUGGACGGCGGCAGCAACUACGUGUCCGCCGGCAAGCUGCUGCAGAAGAAGUACCCGCAUCUCAAGAUCGUCCCCUGCGCCACUCAUGUGCUCGACCUCCUGAUGGAGGAGAUCGGCAAGAUGGAUUGGGCGCAAGAGGUCGUCCCAGUUGCGAGCGACAUCAUCCCGUUCGUGCGCAGCCACAUGUGGACGCGUGCCUUCCUGUGGUGUCCCGAACUGCACGGCGAGGAGAGGUCGCUGCAGCAGCUGCGACCGGCGGGCAUGCGCUUUGGGACGCAGUUCAUCGCAGUGCCUCGGCUGCUCCAAAUUCGUUCGCAGCUAACGCAGAUGGUGACGCACAAGGAUUGGGAGGAGAAGGGAGGUAGCAAGCUGACUGGAAAGACAUUUGAGAGGUCGGUGUUGGAUGUGGAGUGGUGGAAGAAGGCGGAGACCUUUGUGAAGGUGAUGGAGCUGCUGUACAAGGUGAUGAGGAGGACAGAUGGGGAGGCGAAGGGUAAGAUGGGUGAGUUGUACGACAUCAUGAUGCAGCUGACGGAGGAGUUGUCGGAGCUAUUGGAGAGCGAGGAUUGUCGGCUCAAGAAGGCGGAUAAGGAGGGGGUGCAGGAGCACUUGAGGCGGCGUUGGGACGAGAGUUUGGUCUCCCCCCUUCACGUGGUCGGCCGGAUUCUGAACCCGGCCAACCAGGAGGAGGGGAUCUACCACAAAGACGUUGAGUGCACCAGGGUGAUGAAGGCGUGGCUCUCACGCUCGCGGGCAUUCGUCGACAAGUACUGGAAGACUGGCGACGACACGAAGGGAACGAUGAAGGCGUUGCAGGAGGGGAUGUUGGCAUAUAUUGAGGGCAAGGGGUGCUUCGGGGCAGAGGAGGCGAUAGAGGGGCGUGCGGGGAUUAAGGCCGGAAAGGGGGGCAUGGUGACGUGGUGGAAGGUGAACGGCUGGGAGUACGCCGACCUGGCUGGCCUUGCGUGCCGGGCGCCUUUACAGCCCGUUUCUGCAUCCCCGUGCGAGCGGGGAUGGUCUGUGUGGGAUGGCGUGUACACGGCGCGCAGGAACAGGAUGGGGUCGGAGAAGGGAAAAGUGGUGAAGUCAGGAAGGCGGGGAUACAAGCUGGAGGAGGAUGGAGAGGUGGAGGUGGACGAGGACGACAUGAUGCUGGACGAGUACAAGGACCGGGAAGACAAGGAGGAAGAGGAGGAGAAGGAGAGUGAGGAGGAGGAUGAGGAUGAGUGA
Closterium sp. Naga37s-1 is the source of this 1770-nucleotide messenger RNA. The record is from the annotation of a GenBank genome assembly. Lineage: Eukaryota; Viridiplantae; Streptophyta; Zygnematophyceae; Desmidiales; Closteriaceae.